AUGCACCGCAGCCGCGCUCCCGACGGCGUACGCCGUCCGCCUCCGCCACCCGACCCCCACCACCGCCGUGGCUGUCUCCUGCCUCACCAAGACAACUACCAACGCCCGCCGUUGCUCCGCCCGCCGUACCAACAGAACCGCCCGAAACCCCAGUUCUCUCCCCCCUAUCGUGAUCGGCCCCCCGGCCCGCCCCCGUCUCCGGCUCGGCCGAACUUCAUCGUCCAGCUCCGAUCGGACGCCCAGCGCCCCGUGAAGCAGGAAACGGAGGCUGUCGUCCAGAAACUCAGGUUCCAACCGCAGAAAUCACAUGUCAUCUCGUGCAAUUAUAUUGCAGGCACACUUCAUUACGAGCAGUGGAGCGAGGCUCUGGAGACUGUGGUGGAACUGUGGGAGAUGAAAUUAGGUGACAUGAAGCAUAACCUCUGGCCUCGAGUUAUCUUUAUCGUCCAGGUUCCUUCCGAUAAGUCGGAAUUGAACGAUAGGUUGAAGUUGCUGUUUCUGGGGAAACUGAAGGAGCUGGAAGAGGGGGAUAUUGUUAAAAAGUGGCGGAGGAAAUUAGGGAUAUUAGUGGAUGAGAUUCAUAGGAUUUCUCUCUUAUUGAGGAAACCCCAGAGGCUAGUAUUUUCUAGUGAGCUGUUAAGGAAAAGGGAAGGUUUGGAGGCCGAGAGGGAUUUAAUCUUGAAAAGAGUGGAGGAGUUCAAGAGUGCACUUUGCUGUAUCGAAAACUACUUGGAGAAUGGGGAAAAUGAUGAAGGUGGAGUCAUUCCUAUUUUCCGUUUUACAGAUGGAGAGAUAAACUGGUGGAGAAUUCACAAAUUGUUGACUAGAGAAUGUAGGAGGCUUGAUGAUGGGCUGCCAAUUUAUGCCCAUAGGCGUGAGAUCCUGAAGCAAAUAGACAGCCAGCAGGUUACAGUACUCAUAGGGGAGACUGGUUCUGGGAAGAGCACACAGUUGGUGCAGUUUCUUGCUGAUUCUGGAUUUGCUGAUCAUGAGGCUAUUGUUUGUACUCAGCCACGUAAACUUGCUGCCAUCUCACUGGCAGAAAGAGUUAAGGAGGAAACCUAUGACUGCUACAACGAUACAUUGGUUUCCUUUUAUCCAUCAUCUUCAUCUAUUCAGGAGUCCGACUCCAAGGUAAAGUUUAUGACCGAUCACUGCCUGUUGCAGCACUAUAUGAGUGAUAAUCAGUUAUCCAGGAUUUCAUGCAUUAUUGUUGAUGAGGCUCAUGAAAGAAGCUUAAACACCGAUCUUCUUCUAGCUUUGAUAAGGAAUGUACUCAUUAAGAGGUCCUGUCUCAGGCUUGUCAUUAUGUCUGCAACUGCUGAUGCGGACCAAUUUGCACACUACUUCUUCGGUUGUACGACUUUGCAUGUGGCUGGGAGGAAUUUUCCGGUUGACAUUAAGUAUGUAUCUAGUGACUAUGAAAAACCUCCACCUUCUAAAUUAAUCCCCACAUAUGUUCUUGAUGUUUUGAGGAUGGUAACUGAGAUCAACAAAACCAAGAGGGAAGGCACUAUAUUAGCAUUCUUGACCUCGCAGAUGGAAGUUGAAUGGGCGUGUGAGGAGUUGGAAGCACCAUCUGCUAUUGCUUUGCCUUUACAUGGGAAACUUUCUUAUGAGGACCAACAUCGGGUUUUUCUUACCUACCCAGGUAAAAGAAAAGUCAUAUUUGCCACAAACAUUGCCGAGACAUCAUUGACAAUUCCUGGUGUGAAGUACGUCGUUGAUCCUGGGAUGGUGAAAGAUAGUAGAUUUGAAUCUGGUUCUGGAAUGAAUGUUCUCAGGGUUUGCCGGAUCAGCCAGAGCUCUGCUAAUCAGCGAGCUGGUCGUGCUGGCAGAACUGAACCUGGGACAUGUUACAGGCUCUACUCAGAAAGAGAUUUUGAGUCCAUGCUACCUCACCAGGAGCCAGAAAUUCGCAAAGCCAAUCUUGGUGUAGCAGUUCUAAAAAUUGUCUCUCUGGGCAUCAAGGAUGUCCAGAAGUUUGACUUUGUCGAUUCUCCUAGCGUUAACGCUAUAGAUGUGGCUGUCAGGAGUCUUAUUCAAAUAGGAGCAAUUGCAGUGAAAGGUGAUGUUUAUGAUUUAACUGCAGAAGGGAGGGAGAUUGUCAAGUUGGGUAUUGAGCCUCGACUUGGGAAGAUAAUUUUGCAAUGCUUCCGCCAGCGCUUGGGGAAGGAGGGUCUUGUCCUUGCUGCAGUAAUGCCAAAUUCCAGUAGCAUAUUUUGCCGAGUUGGUACAUAUGUAGAUAAGUCGAAAUCUGAUUGCCAGAAGGUGCAGUUUUGCCAUCCUAGUGGUGAUCUCUUCACACUGCUUGCAGUUUAUAAAGAGUGGGAGGCCUUGCCACGAGAGAAGAAAAAUAUCUGGUGUUGGGAGAAUAGCAUCAAUGCGAAGUCCUUGAGGAGAUGUCAGGACACUGUGUUAGAGCUGGAAGCUUGCCUUAGAAAUGAACUGAAUAUCAUCGUGCCAAACUAUUGGUGCUGGAAUCCCCAACUACACACCAAGCAUGACAAGAAAUUGAAGAAUAUAAUACUCUCAUCGCUGUCUGACAACGUGGCCAUGUAUUCUGGGUAUGAUCAGCUAGGGUAUGAAGUGGCAUUAACAAGGAAGCAUGUCCAACUUCAUCCUUCAUGUUCUUUGUUAAAUUUUGGUCAGAGGCCAGCCUGGGUAGUUUUUGGGGAUAUACUCUCAAUAUCUAAUGAGUAUUUAGUCUGUGUGAGUGCAUGCAACUUUGAACAAUUGCCUGCCCUUUCUCCUCCUCCGAGGUUUGAUUUCUUGAGCAUGAUUAACCGACAGUUGCAGAAGGUGAUCAUAUCAGGGUUUGGGAGUAUACUGCUGAAAAAAUUUUGUGGAAAAUCUAAUACUAAUUUGAGCCAUCUUGUUUCAAGUAUCAGAGAAUCAUGUGCAGAUGAACGGAUUGGUAUCGAAGUUAAUGUUGAUAAGAAUGUGAUAACUUUGUAUGCUACUUCACAAGAUAUGGAUAAAGUGCGUGGCUUAGUAAAUGAGGGAUUGGAGAGCGAAAAGAAGUUCCUGCAAAAUGAAUGCUUGGAGAAAUGUCUAUAUAAUGGAGGACCCAAGGUUUUACCUUCAUUUGCCCUCGUUGGAGCUGGUGCUGAAAUAAAACACCUUGAAAUCGAGAAGAGAUAUCUGACUGUUGACAUAUUUCAUUCAAAGUUUAAUGCACUUGAUGAUAGGGAACUCCUAGUUUUCUUGGAGAGAUUUACCUCAGGUCAUGUAUGUGUCGUUAGCAAGUUCUUUGGAUCGGGUCUAGACAAUGAAGACAAGGAUAAGUGGGGAAGGGUGACAUUUCUCACACCUGAAGCUGCCAAGACGGCUGUUGAACUAAAUAAUUUUAUGUUCAGUGGUGGACUAUUGAAAGUGCUUCCUUCGAGAAAUGUUGGCGUUGCUGAUUACAAAACGAUGUCUUUUCCUUCAGUCAGAGCCAACAUCUAUUGGCCUCGUAGGUGCAGCAAAGGGGUUGGUAUCAUCAAGUGUGAUCGGAAGGAUGUUGCUUCUAUUGUUGAUGAUUUAUCUAAUUUAAUAAUUGGAGGCAGGCUUGUUUGGUGUGAAGCAAGUGUCAAGUCUGAGGACAGUGUUGUAGUUACUGGACUUGAUAAGAAUCUUUCUGAGCCCGAAAUAUACCAGUUGCUAAGUGCGGUAACAAAUAGACGAAUACUGGACUUCUUUCUUUUCAGAGGAAAUCCAAUAGAGGAUCCUCCACUAGUGACUUUUGAACAAGCAAUUCUUCGAGAAAUUUUCCCUUUCAUGCCUAGAAGGAACACACAGGGUAAUGUUGUUGGUGUUCAGGUUUCCCAACCAUAUCCAAAGGACAUCUUCAUGAAAGCCUCAAUUACUUUUGAUGGAAGUUUACAUUUGGAGGCAGCUAAGGCACUGGAGCAAAUUGAUGGGAAAGCAUUACCUGGAUGUCAUGUGUGGCAGAAAGUACGUUGUGAACAGUUGUUUCAUAGUUCUGUGUGCUGUCCUGCACCUGUGUACACUGUUAUAAGGGCCGAUCUAGAUGCUUUGUUGUCAAGGCUCCGACAACGAAAUGGUGUAGAAUGGUGUAUUCUGGAGAGAAACCCCAACGGAUCCUACCGCGUGAAGAUCUCAGCCACCGCCACAAAAAUCGUGGCUGAUUUGCGAACAGAUCUGGAGCAACUGAUGAAAGGAAAAAUCUUGCAACAUCCCGAUAUUACCCCUGCAGUCCUCCAGGUUCUCUUCUCAUGGGACGGGAUUACCCAGAUGAAAAACAUUCAGCAAGAAACAAGGACCCACAUAAUCUUCGACAAGCACCGCAUGCUCUUGCGAGUGUUUGGCCCUCCCGCGGGAGUCGAAGAUGCAGAGUCCCGCCUCGUCUGUGCCCUCCUCUCUCUGCACGAAAGCAAGCAGCUCGAGAUCCGUUUGCGGGACGGGUCCUUUCCCCCCGACAUGAUGAAACGGGUCGUGCAGCAUUUCGGGCCCGACCUGCGUGGGCUCGAAGACAAGUUCCCCAACAGCCACUUCACCCUCGAGACAAGACGCCACUCGAUAUUCCUCACGGGAAAUAAAGAGCUGAAGCAGAAAGUCGAGGAGAUCAUCCACGACCUCGCACGAACGGAGGGGCUUCAGCCGGGCCCAGAAAACGCCGACGACCCCAGCUGUCCCGUCUGCCUGUGCGAGCUGGAAGACCCCCACGCGCUCGAGGGCUGCGGCCACAGGUUUUGCCGUAUGUGCCUGGUCGAGCAGUGUGAGUCAGCCAUCAAGAGUCACGACGGCUUCCCGCUUAAGUGCGCCAGGGAGGGGUGCGGGGCCUACAUCCUGGUUGCUGAUCUGAAGACCCUGCUGAACGUAGAGAAGCUGGACGAGCUCUUCCAGUCCUCGCUGGCUGCUUAUGUGGCUGGCAGUGGGGGAGUGUACAGGUUCUGCCCCUCACCCGACUGCCCGUCGGUUUACAGGGUGGCGAGCCCUGGGGAGCCGGGGGCACCGUUCACGUGCGAGGUAUGCCUGGUGGAGACCUGCACGGGGUGCCACCUGGAGUACCACCCGUACCUGUCGUGUGAGAAGUACAGGGAGUUUAAGGACGACCCGGACUUGUCCCUCAAGGAAUGGUGUGUCGGGAAAGAGCAUGUGAAGGUGUGCCCAAGCUGUGGUUUUACGAUCGAGAAGGUGGACGGGUGUAACCACAUAGAGUGCAAGUGUGGGAGCCACGUCUGCUGGGUGUGCUUGCAAGUGUUUGGGGCCAGUGAGGACUGCUACAGCCACCUGAGGUCCGUACACGAGGCAAUUAUUUGA
Messenger RNA from Striga hermonthica, 5268 nucleotides. NCBI's taxonomy places the organism in Eukaryota, Viridiplantae, Streptophyta, Magnoliopsida, Lamiales, Orobanchaceae. The record is from the annotation of a GenBank genome assembly.